AUGGCAGCAGUACGCGUGAUUCUUUGGCUGGGAGUUUUUCUAUUCUGCCUUACUGAGGUUUCAUCUGAUAUCAAGAUUGAAGAAGAAUUACCUCAUCUUGCGCAGGCAACUUGUUGUGAGAGGUGGAAGCAGACGGCUAAUGCAAGACAUAGAGGUGCAGCGUUCACUCGAGGCCAAAGAUUUGCAGCAGGGCGUGCGGUACGUGCUGUGCGAGGUGCAAGUGUGUGCCGCCUGGCACUUCUGGGAACAGAGAACUCUGUGGCAAGUGCUACACUGACAUGA
Molecule: messenger RNA, 282 nt
Organism: Prunus armeniaca (apricot)
Lineage: Eukaryota; Viridiplantae; Streptophyta; Magnoliopsida; Rosales; Rosaceae
Source: the annotation of a GenBank genome assembly